UUCGUUCGUUACAAUCAUUUUUUCGCUCGACGGUCAGCAGCACUAUCCAAGUAAGGCCGUAGUUGUUAGUACCCUAGAUAUUUAUUAUUUGUAAUAGUGGUUUAUAGAUUUGUGUUGUUUAUUCCCUUGUUUUAUACAUUUUCAAAUUUUCUAUCAUUGGAAUUUCCACGUUCAUUAUUUAGACUACUAUCAAAAAUAAAUUUACGUAUAUAAUCAACAAGUUUUGUAAGUUAUGGUGAUUCAUUAACGUUUGACGAAUACAAUAAUAAUUUUAGUAGUUUUUGAUUUCUCUAUGGAGAUUACCGAUUUUGACAGAUUUUGUGGUUCACCUUUUUGGGACUAUAAUUUGUCGUGGAACACGACUAAUCCCGAUUUAACGUUAUGUUUUGAAAAGACUAUAUUAGUAUGGAUGCCGUGCUUGUUUUUGUGGGUUUUCUCUCCUUUAGAAGUUUUUUAUCUAGUUCAUAGUAAAUUCAGGGAUAUACCAUGGAAUUGGCUCAAUUUGUCCAAAAUGGUUGGUGCUGCACUUUUGUGUCUUGUUUCAAUAUCCGAUUUAGUAUAUGCAAUUAUUCAAUAUUCUUCUGGAUCAGCAACCUAUUCUGUUGAUUUUUAUUCACCACUUGUCAAACUUUUAACAAUUGGAUUUGUUAUGGUGUUAAUCAAUGCGAAUCGAGCUCGAGGAUUACGUUCAUCUGGUUUAAUAUUUUUGUUUUGGUUAAUGCUAGCAUUUAAUGGACUUAUUCAAUAUCGAACUGAGAUUCGUUUAGCUUUAUCUCAACAAUAUCACCAAAAAUAUCAAUUUAUUAGUUACAUGAUAUAUUAUCCACUUGUUUUAAUUCAAUUAAUAUUAAAUUUCUUUGCUGACACUGAACCUAGAUUAUCAGAUUAUUCACCUGUAGAGAAACCAUGUCCAGAAGUAAAAGCAUCAUAUCCAUCAAGGAUACUCUUUUCAUGGUUUGAUACAAUGGCAUGGACUGGGUACAAAAGACCCUUGGAAGCAAAAGAUCUUUGGAGUAUGAACUAUGAAGACAGUUCACGUGAAGUAGUUCCUAUAUUUGAUAAACACUGGGAACGUUCUUUAAUUAAAGCAAAAGUACAAAAUCAGAGCACAAAAGCAUCUUAUAUAAAACAUACGUCUGAUGGUAGCAUAGAGGUUCAGCCAGUGGAGUAUUUAAAACUUAAAAGUUCAUCACAACACCAGGCUUCAAUAUUUCCUACCUUGUGUAAAUCAUUUGGUAGUACAUUUUUAUUUGGUUCAUUUUUAAAAGUUAUAGAAGAUUGUUUAGUAUUCAUAAGCCCUCAAGUUCUCAAGUACUUGAUAGCAUUUGUUGGAUCCAAAGAUGAACCUUUAUGGAGAGGUUAUUUUUAUGUUUUCUUGAUGAUGUUAUCGGCUACAUUACAAACAUUGGUAUUAGCUCAAUAUUUUCACAGAAUGUAUCUUGUAGGUAUGCGUGUACGUACAGCACUUACAUCUGCUAUUUAUCGAAAAGCAUUAAGAAUAUCAAACAAAGCAAGAAAAACAUUCACUGUUGGAGAGAUAGUUAAUUUAAUGGCAGUAGAUGCUCAUAGAUUUGUUGAUUUAACAACUUAUUUGAACAUGAUUUGGUCUGCACCAUUCCAAAUUGCUUUAGCAAUUUAUUUUCUCUGGCAAAUACUGGGUCCUAGUGUUCUAGCGGGGCUUUUUGUUAUGAUUGUUCUAAUUCCAAUAAAUGGCGUUGUUGCUGCAAAAGCUAGGAGUUUACAAAUAAAACAAAUGAAAAAUAAGGAUGAAAGAGUUAAAUUAAUGAAUGAAAUUUUAUCGGGCAUUAAAGUAUUAAAAUUAUAUGCUUGGGAACCAAGUUUUGAACAAAAAAUUUUAGAUAUUCGUGGCAAAGAAAUAAGAGUACUCAGAACUGCUGCAUACCUUAAUGCUGCUACAUCUUUCAUCUGGGCAUGUGCACCAUUUUUGGUUUCAUUAGUAACUUUUGCUGUUUAUGUAUUGUCAGAUGACAGUCACAUUUUAGAUGCUGAAACUGCUUUUGUUUCUUUGUCUCUAUUUAAUAUCUUAAGAUUUCCCUUGUCAAUGUUACCAAUGUUUGUGUCUAAUGUGGUUCAAUCUAGUGUAUCAGUUAAAAGAAUAAAUAAAUUUAUGAAUUGUGAAGAAUUAGAUUUAGAUGCGGUUUCUCAUGAUGCUGAUGAAAGAGAUCCUAUUGUGGUUGAGAAUGGUACAUUUACCUGGGGUGAACCAACAGAAGUUCCAACGUUAUCUGAUAUAAAUUUAAGAAUUUCUGCUGGUCAAUUAGUUGCUGUAGUUGGUACAGUUGGAUCUGGUAAAAGUUCUUUAGUAUCUGCUUUCUUAGGUGAAAUGGACAAAGUUACUGGCAGAGUUAAUACCAAAGGAACAAUAGCUUAUGUACCUCAACAAGCUUGGAUCCAAAACACAUCUCUCAAAGAAAAUAUUUUGUUUGGUCAAACUCUUAGUGAGAGAGCCUAUAACAAAGUUAUUGAAGCUUGUGCGUUAAGGGCCGAUUUUCAGAUGCUUCCUGCUGGGGAUGGUACAGAAAUUGGUGAAAAGGGUAUCAAUUUAAGUGGAGGCCAAAAACAAAGAGUAAGUUUGGCAAGAGCAGUGUAUAAAGAAAGUGAUAUCUACUUUUUGGAUGAUCCACUCAGUGCUGUUGAUUCACAUGUUGGUAAACAUAUAUUUGAGCAAGUUAUUGGACCUACAGGAUUAUUACGUAAAAAGACUCGAGUUUUGGUUACUCAUAGUGUUACAUAUUUGAGAGAAGUUGAUCUUAUAGUAGUUAUGAAAGAUGGAAAAAUAUCAGAAUCUGGAACCUAUAAAGAGUUGUUAGAUAAAAAAGGAGAUUUUGCAGAUUUCCUAAUAACUCAUAUGCAAGAUCAAGUUACUAAUGAUGGAGCUGAAAAUGAUAUUGACAAAUUAUUAGAAGAUGCACCUGCAGAUUUAAAAGAAAAAUAUGUACGUCAAAGAAGUGAAUCUAAUUCCAUGCAUUCAAUGCAAAGACAAAUUUCAAUUGAUUCGGAAAAACCUGAAAAGCCGGUUGCUGUUCCAGAACUAGCUAAAUUAAUUGAAGUAGAAAAAGCGGAAACUGGAAGUGUAAAAUGGGAAGUCUAUGUACAUUAUUUGAAGUCAAUUGGUCCAUUUUUAUGUAUUAGUACUAUUUUCUUAAGUGUUGUUUUUCAAAGCUUUUCAAUAUCAUCAAAUUUAUGGCUUUCUAAAUGGUCGAAUGAUAAUACAUCUCAUGUUCAUGGUAAAGAAAAUGAAGAUGUAAGGAAUUUAUAUCUUGGUGUUUAUGCCUUACUUGGUUUUGGUCAAGCCAUUUCAACAGUAGGAUCAGCAACAUCAUUAUCUUUAGGCUGUGUAAUAGCUGCUGAAAAACUGUUUCAUUUGAUCAAUGCUCGCAUUUUCAAGAAUCCUUUAAGUCUAUUUGAUACAACACCUUCUGGUCGUAUAUUGAACAGGGUAUCUAAGGACAUUGACACAAUUGAUAAUUUGUUGCCAUUUAUUCUAAGGUCAACUAGUAUGACUAUGUUUUCGGUUAUUGGUACUUUAUUUGUCAUAAGUUAUAGUACUCCAAUAUUUACAUCUGUUAUUAUUCCAAUUGGAUUUGUCUACUACUUUAUUCAAAGAUUUUAUGUUGCUACUUCAAGGCAGCUUAAAAGACUAGAAUCUGUAUCACGAUCUCCAAUUUACUCACAUUUCAGUGAAACUGUUACUGGCGCUGCCUCUAUUCGAGCAUAUGGAGUUGAAUCUAAAUUUAUACUUCAAUCUGAACAAAAAGUUGAUUUCAAUCAAACAUGUUAUUAUCCAAGUACAGUGUCUAACAGAUGGUUAGCUGUGAGGUUAGAAUCGAUUGGUAAUUUACUUAUUUUCUUUGCAUCUUUAUUUGCUGUAAUGGGUAAAGAUACAAUAAGUCCUGGAAUUGUUGGGUUAUCUAUCAGUUAUGCUCUUCAGAUUACUCAAACUCUCAAUUGGCUUGUUCGUAUGUCUUCUGAAGUAGAAACAAACAUUGUUGCCGUAGAGCGUAUUAAAGAAUAUGGAGAAACACCUCAAGAAGCUCCAUGGGUUAUACCAUCAAAUCCAGUACCUAAGAAUUGGCCUUCACGUGGUGAACUUCAAAUUAAAAACCUCAAAGUGCGUUAUCGUGAAGGAUUAGAUUUGGCAUUGAAAGGCUUAGAUAUAUUUGUUGAAGGAGGCACUAAAGUUGGCAUUGUUGGGCGUACUGGUGCUGGAAAAUCUUCUUUAACUUUAAGUUUAUUCCGAAUUGUUGAAGCUGCUGAAGGUAGUAUAAUUGUAGAUGGAGUUGAUAUAUCUGAUAUUGGAUUACAUACAUUGCGUGGUCGUUUGACAAUUAUACCUCAGGACCCAGUAUUAUUUUCUGGAACUCUAAGAAUGAACUUAGAUCCUACAAAUAAAAGUACUGAUAAUCAAUUGUGGACUGCUUUAGAAUUAGCUCAUUUAAAAGCACAUAUUAAAAAUUUGCCAGGUGGUUUAGAUCAUGAAGUCUCAGAGGGUGGAGAAAAUUUAAGUGUUGGUCAGAGACAACUUGUCUGCUUGGCAAGAGCUUUGCUAAGAAAAACUAAAUUGUUGAUUUUGGAUGAAGCGACAGCAGCAAUUGAUUUGGAAACAGACGACUUAAUACAAACGACAAUACGAACAGAAUUUAAAGACUGCACAGUACUGACAAUUGCUCAUCGUCUAAACACUAUUAUGGAUUCAGACAAGGUUAUUGUGUUGGAUAAUGGUCAAAUGAUUGAAUACGACUCACCUAAUAAUUUACUUCAAGAUAAAUCUUCUGUUUUCUAUUUAAUGGCUAAAGAUGCUGGCCUUAGUCAGUAAAAUAAGCUUGUGUACUGAAUAUCUACACAUCACCUUUGCCUAGACUCAAGUUUUGGCAUAGUGUUAUUAAAUGUUAAUUAUUUAUUUUUGUUUUUUUUUUUUUUUUUGUUAUCUUAAGCAGAAGAAAAUCAAAUUAUUAUUAGUAUAUUUACUAGAAUAUUAUAAGUAUGAUUUUUUUUAA
Molecule: messenger RNA, 5018 nt
Organism: Daktulosphaira vitifoliae (grape phylloxera)
Lineage: Eukaryota; Metazoa; Arthropoda; Insecta; Hemiptera; Phylloxeridae
Gene: MRP
Product: multidrug resistance-associated protein 1
Exons: 29
Coding region: 293-4837 (1514 amino acids)
Biological process (GO): transmembrane transport
Cellular component (GO): membrane
Molecular function (GO): ATP binding; ATP hydrolysis activity; ABC-type transporter activity
Source: RefSeq, a predicted model, not a curated record